CAAGAAAAUGAGUAUUCACUUUCAACUAACGAGUACAUACAUAUGUGUAAAUAAAUAUAUGUAAUAUCACGAAUAAAAAGAGUUCAUGGACCCGAAGCCGUCAAUGUUUGUGUUGAUAGCAAAGCGAAAUUAAGAAAGCGAUCUUCCCCGCCCAUUGUCCGUGAAAAGCAUCGUUCAAUUAACAAUAUUAUAUAGAAAAAGAAAAACUGAGCAUAAGUACAAUGCAUGCACAUGCACAAAUAUAUAUGUAUAUAUUUAACCUGUGGGAGAUGACACACUUGUACAAGCGAGCGUAUUAAAUAGAGGAAAAAUAUGAGGAUCGGUUCCAGUUGUUCUUUACAAUCCGACAAGUUAAACCCGUCCGUCAUUAACUCAUUUAUUUUUUAUUUAUUACUUUUGUUGCAAUAAAUCUGCGGGGCAUCGAGCUCUUUUUUCGACGUCAUGGGACACGUGAUACACGUGACCUUGACACUGAUUAUUUAUUGUGUCGCUGUUGUCGUGUCAGCGACGAUACGAUACAACUACAAGAAACCGAUCCUCGAUUGUGGAUAUCUACGAAUUACCCCAGAGGAAAAAUAUUCAUGGGAGAGACCAAAUUUUUACGUUAGCUAUCGCACUAUUGAUCCUGAUGAUAUUAGAGAUCCUUCUAUUGGAGUAUUAAAAAAAGAGGACUCAAAAAAUUACAUUUCAAAAAAACAGUCAAUGGACUUGAGCGUUUUGACCGACCGGAUGUCCGAGGAUACCGGUUCCACAGGAACAUUAUCAGAUGAACCAUUAAUCCGGCCUACAGACAAUAUUGCCCAGUCAUCUGACUCUGAGCCCCGUUUCUACGACGAGGAUCAAAAAUAUACUGAAGAAUAUACCGAACACGAAAAAGUCAUAACUGUCAUCAAGAAUGUCGCCGUUCCUUAUCCAGUAGAAAAACAAAUUCCGUAUCCUGUGAUCAAAAAAGUUCCGUACCCCAUUCAUACCCCAGUGGCGCAGCCUUAUCCCGUAGAAAAAGAAGUUCCAUACCCUGUUAAGGUCGUCAUAAAAGUUCCAACAAAAGUUCCUUACCCGGUUCCUGUUUACAAAGAAGUACCUUAUGCUGUCCAUGUUCCCGUGGAACGACCUGUUCCAUACCGAACAUACAUCCCAGACCCUUAUCCCGUUGAAAAGAAAGUAUACUACGAAUCUAAAAUACCCGUUCCGGAACCUUAUCCUAUUGAAAAAACUGUUGCCGUUCCUGUUAAGAUUCCUGUUCCAGUUCCGCAACCUUAUCCGGUUGAAAAGCCGAUUCAUUAUCCCGUGGAGGUCAAAGUUGACCGACCCGUCGCUGUUCCUGUCGAGAAACCUUAUCCAGUAACCGUCUUCAAACAUGUUCCUUACCCAGUGUUCAAACCCAAGCCGGUUCCAGUUGAAGUAAAAGUCGAACGACCUGUUCCUUACCCCGUCGUCAAACAUGUUCCCUACCCAGUAAAAGUUGAAGUCCCUCAAUAUUACCCAGUCGAAAAAGAAGUUCCCUACCCUGUGGUCAACCAUCGGCCGUAUCCGGUUCCUGUUUCUGUUGACCGUCCAGUUCCAGUGCCGAUUGAAAACCCCGUUCCUGUACCAGUGGAACACGAACAGGUGGAACAUGAACCAGAACAUGGCUAUGAUGAUGCCAAAGAUGAAAUUCAUAGUGGGUAUAAACAAGAAAGCUGCUGUGGUGAUGAGUUUAGACCCAGUGCUAUUGAUACUCACGAAACAGAGUACAAAUAUGGCGACAGAAAUGAUUGGGAUCAUGAGCAAUUGAUUCGUUCCGACGAAGUUGUGGCCAAUGUUGGCCAUGUUAAGGCGGAUACUCAAGGUUCUGAUGUUAAACCUGUGGUCGAAGACAGCAAAGAAGAUGACACUAAUUCCGAAGAGGUUAGGAACCAUGUGGCGGCCAACGCUAGUGCAGAUGGCGCCAAAGAAGCCACGGAUUUGAAAGAAGUUAAUUCUGAGGGAGUUGUUGUUAAAAAUGAUAACCAAAACAUCAAUGAGAUUAAUAAUAAUAAUAAUAAUAAUGAUAAUAAUAAUAAUAAUAAUAAUAAUGAUAAGAGGAAUGGUAAAAAAGUGAAACGACUUAGAAAAAUAAUUAAGAGAAUUAAAACGUAUGAUGGUACGAGUAAAAAUAUUAAAGAGAAAGGAAAUUAGUCGUUGUUGGAAAUAGAGCAUAAAUAUGUCGAUUACUGGAGCAAUAAAAAUUAUUAAUAUCUUUUUUUCUAUUAUUACUAUUGUUCACAAUCGUGGAACUGUAAAUUUAUACUGCAAUCGAAUAUGUUAUUUUUUUUUAGAAUCUAGUCAGGUUAAAAUUUUGUUGAAUUUUUUUUUUGUUGUUAAAUCAUUAUUGUUAAUUUUAGGAUAGUGAUUAAGAUUUUUAUUGAUGAGAAAGUUUGACUACUGAGAAAGUCAAUUGUUAAUGAUAAUUUUAUUGUUUUUAUAUUUUUAUAUCAAUCAAUACU
Microplitis mediator is the source of this 2465-nucleotide messenger RNA. Its product is annotated as probable serine/threonine-protein kinase kinX. Lineage: Eukaryota; Metazoa; Arthropoda; Insecta; Hymenoptera; Braconidae. The coding region runs from base 442 to 2157 and encodes 571 amino acids. The record is from RefSeq and is a predicted model, not a curated record. The transcript has 3 exons.